Molecule: messenger RNA, 1704 nt
Organism: Aspergillus bombycis
Lineage: Eukaryota; Fungi; Ascomycota; Eurotiomycetes; Eurotiales; Aspergillaceae
Exons: 5
Coding region: 1-1704 (567 amino acids)
Cellular component (GO): nucleus
Source: RefSeq, a predicted model, not a curated record
AUGCAAGCACGCUCAUCUGCCGCAAGUCACACAUUGCAGCACUCUGUAACUGCAUGUCAGCGGUGUAGAGAUCAGAAAGUGAGCUAUUUCUCGUCUUUGCCUGAAUUAUCGUCAUAUGAUGCUGAACUCUUGAAUCAUUGUUUUAGGUCAAAUGUAGUCGGGAAUGUCCUGCAUGCGCCCGGUGUCAGCGGCUUCAAGCCGAUUGUACCUAUCCUACCCCCCCAGUUCGCCGCGGCCGGAGGUUGCGCCGCAGCACCCGAGGUCGGAUCCGCUCCUGGUGCUCAAGAGUCUACCGGCAACCUAAGUCAUCCGCCUAAUAAUUUGACGCCCCUUCAGCACCAUACGCCGCAUAAUGAAAGUGAUCUCGCUCAAACUCAGUACCAAGCGCGCGACGAAGCUGCUAGGUCAACCAGAGGUACCCCCCGCUCCGGAGGCCGAUCCAGCCAUCCUACAAAUGGUGUUGGUGUCGAAUCAAUCAAUGUUUCUUCCGAAUCAUACCCAACUCACCUGCAAAACACGAACUUGAUCAGAGAAGGCUUAGCUUCUGAUGUAGCUUGGCCACGUUUACCACCACGAGCCCUUGGGCUGGCCUUGCUGGACAUAUAUUAUACGCGAAUCUACAAUGCAUCUGUACUGUUCUGUAAACCUAUUCUUUUCCAGCAGUAUCUUGAUGGAAAGAUUCCCGAGGUCCUUCUCAAGGCUCUCUUUGCGUUAGCUACGCUGGCUAAAGUUCAACUUUUGGUCCGCGAUUGGACAUCCUCUAGCAUUACUCAGAAUCUUGAUUCGCUGCAAAGACUGUCGCAAUUGGCAAGGUCGAUAUUUGAGGACGAAAUGUCUAUCAGGGGUCUAGCAACCUCUCGAAGCGACCAGGGAACGGAGAAUACCCCCCUGGUGCUAUUUAUCAGUGCCCUUUACCACCAGUGCCAGAUCACUUUGCAUUCAAUAAUUGUUCCUUUGUUUUCUGGUACACACCAUGGGCCAACAAUAGACCCGGAAGUUGUGAAGCAAAGUGCCGAGACGGUUACACAACAUGCGGAGUUAUUCGAAGCUCUAUUAUCUCCUUACAUAUAUGGGCAAGGCGAUGUUACACUUCUACCGCCUUUCGUAGGAUAUGGUGCUUUCAUCAUAGGUGCUGUGUUCCUGGCUACUGAGGUCUCCUUUCAAGACAAAACAUCACGAAGGCCUGUCCCCGGAGCACAUUCAGAGAGUCGUAGAUUGUCGACUGUGAAAGGGACCCUUCACUUACUCAAUAAACUUCGAUUUUAUUGGAGGGCUCUGCAGCUUUCUUGGGAAAAGCUCGACGCUGCAUUGCAGCUACAUAUGUCUUGCCAUAGACCACAACGUGGAUCAGCCAGCCCACACGCUAUCAGAGCACCAGAACCUAACCCUUCAGAACCUAAAUCACAACUCUCUGACCAUGUACCAGAAGGCUCUGUGAACGACGAGCAGCCAAGCACUCACGAAGCAUCAGUACCAUCGAUAGGCCCUUCGGGCGAGCAUCUGCAUCCAUGGGCAACCAUGUCCGAUAACUGUAUCUUUGAACAAUCCGAUAUGGAGACCGCUGAUAUGUCUUUCACAACACCAUCUGGUGUAACUCAGGGCUACCCCUGGUAUAAUCUCUCUUUUGCGGAAGCUGGAAUUGAACAAUUCGCAGGCCUCGAGCCGUUACAUCUCUUUCAGCAGGGAUGUGGGUUUUUUAGCUGA